Python bivittatus (Burmese python) is the source of this 6829-nucleotide messenger RNA. The record is from RefSeq and is a predicted model, not a curated record. Lineage: Eukaryota; Metazoa; Chordata; Lepidosauria; Squamata; Pythonidae.
AUGCCUGUGACGACAUUGUGGCUGAUAGUGGACAGUCACUAUGAACAAGAUCGGAACGCGCUUAAAAGAAAAGAAUGGGAACGGAGAAACCAAGAAGUCCAGCAAGAUGAAGACCUCUUUGCAUCUGGUUUUAAUCUCUUUGGAGAGCCAUACAAGACCAGCAAAGGUGAUGCUCUUGCCAACCGUGUCCAGAACACCUUGGGAAAUUACGAUGAGAUGAAGGACCUGCUGACAAAUCAUUCCAACCAGAGUCACCUUGUAGGCAUCCCAAAGAAUCCUGUGCCACAAACCCCAGUAGAUAAAAAUGAGCCGAGCUUUUUCCCAGAGCAAAGGAACCGGAUGAUCACACCCCACCAGAUUGGUGGGAAUGCCUCCACUGCUAUGCCUCCCCCAACUUCCCUAUCAUCCAAUUCAAGUUUGCUGCAUGGCCACCAGAGCAACAGGAAAUCCAGGACUGACUGGUCCCGUAGCAACCACAGCUCUAAUGGUGGCCAGCCAAGCCAACCUAGUAGCCAGCCAAAUCGGACAAAACAUGGCUCUUCUCAUGAGCCAUCCCAAGGCAGAUAUGAGGACCUCUAUACCUGCCAGAAUGAGCCACAGAAAACUGGAGGAGGGGAGGAAGCCAACACACCGCCAUCAUCUUCACACUCAAGGAGGCAUAAUCAUUCCAAGUCCACAACGGCAGAACACUCAUACAAAGAAACCACCCAUUCGAAGUCUCCAGUGGAUCUUGACUUUCUGAGCCAUGGAUCUCCUCUCCCUUCUACAUCCUUGUUGUCUACCAGUAACAACCUUUCCAACCAGAAUUUUCCUCCUGGACUUCACUGUAAGAGUAGUAUGACCCAGCAGAAACCCACUGCUUAUGUUAGACCUAUGGAUGGCCAGGACCAGGUUCCAAAUGAUUCACCAGAAUUAAAACCACCAAUAGAAACUGAAGGUGUCUAUGGAAACCAAUCCUUUGGAAUUCUGCUGGAGGGGAAAACCACCGGAUCCAGUUCAAAGAAUAAAUUACCAAAGCUUACUAUCCCCCAAAUGAGUGAAGUUAGCCUUCCCAAUGAUUCCAACUGUGUGGAGGAAAUACUACGGGAGAUGACCCAUUCUUGGCCUCCACCUCUCACUGCUAUCCACACUCCUGGGAAAGCUGAACAGAACAAAUUUGCCAUUCCAAGCAAGGUGCAGGAUUGCCAGCAUCUGACCUCAGGAUACAAUGUGCAAAAAUGGAAUGAGCCUACCAGUAAAGUUGCAACCAAAUCCGUGCCACAGAAAUCAAUGCUUGAAGAUGAUCUGAAACUCAGCAGUGAUGAAGACGAUAAUGAUCAGACUGCAGAGAAGACAAAGCCUCGAAACAUUCCUGCAAAUGGCCUUCCAUUGCCAACAGUGCACAGCACAGUCCUAAUACAUUCCAGUGGAGGGUCUGGAAGCUCCAGUGAAUCUGAGAGUAGCUCUGAAUCUGAUUCGGAUAGUGAAACCAGCUCCAGUGACAGUGAAUGCAACGAAGAAUCCCGCAGCGGAACCCCAGAGCCUGAACCCCCCUCAGCAAACAAAUGGCAGCUGGAUAAAUGGUUAAAUAAAGUCAAUCCCCACAACAAGACGAUCAUCAACAACCAACAUGACAGUCACGGGGAGAACAGUGCACAGUCCCAGAGCAGCACCCAGGUCGAAGGACAGAACAAAGGGAAGGUUAACAACAGCUUGUCCCUGACCGAUUCCAAAGACAGGGCCCUGCGCAGCCCCACCCGAGAGAAGGCAAAACCCCGUGUGGCCCAGAAGACCCCAGCAGAUGUGAAAAGUUCCAAGCAGAAGUCACCGGCGCACAAUGAGACGGCCCCCCAAAGGACGACUGGGAAAAAGCAACCCAAAAAAGUCGAAAGAACGUCCAGCGCAGAAGACUACAACUGGCCAAGACCAAAUAUGACCAGCAGCACCCCCAAAGACAAGGAGGCGCAAGAGAGCCCAGAGCAGGCCAAGCUGCGGGCAAAGAUCGCUGCUGGGAAGACCGCUCCGAGGAAGGAGCCUAGGACAACCACGGGCCCUGCUCUGGAGAAGAAAAAGUACAGGGGCCCCAGCAAAACCCUUCCCAAGUCACGGGAGUUUGUGGAAACAGAUUCGUCCACUUCGGAUUCAAACACCGACCAUGAAGAAACCCUGCAGGCCAAGACCUUGCAGGGGGGGAGCGGCUUGGACAGUGGCAUCAAAGCCAAGGACUCCAGCAGCAACCUUCUCAGCGUCAGCAGCUUAAUGAGCAACCACAGCAACACCUCAGUGGACCAGAACGGGCCAGAUUCAGAGGAACAACUUUUCUCUCCCCUCCCCAUCGUUCAGAAUGAACCCCUGUCCCCCUUGAAGGAGUUGGAAGAGCUCAAGUACCUUUGGGUGAAAAUAGAUCUGAGCUUCCUCUCUCGAGUCCCCGGGCAAGAUCUGGACUUUGAGAGCCUCUCUGGAAAAGUGGAAUCUCGAGAGGGCAGUGCCAGGCAUAGGCGGCAGGCUCACGAUUCCCCCCUGCCCCCUGCUGAAAAACCCUCUGCUAAAACCAAAAGGAAGCAUAAACAGUCCGAAAACGUGGACACAUUUGGCGAAAACAAGAAACAACGUUUGGAGGAGUCUUCUGCUUCAUGCUUGCUUCCACCUUGCAUCUCUCCAAUACCCAACCACAGAAUAACCGGCACAAAAGAAAGCAACUCCAUUAAAAAAGUGACCAAAAAAAGGGAAGAAAAGCUCUUUCCACCUCCACUUUCUCCUCUGCUUGACGAGACAGCACCCCGGCAUAACAUCAUUGACAGCAGCUCCUUCAGCCAAGAGAAUUCCCUACCAAACCCCUUGCAGACCAACACCUGCUCCAAACACAGGAAGAAUGAGAACAAAUCUUCUGCCAUCUCCAAGGAGGAAGACGCCCACAGCAGGUCUUCAAAUACUCUGCUGGAAUCUAGCCACUUAGACAACGAUCUUUGGUUGACAGCUCCUACCUUCACCAAUGGGAAUCCUGAAUUGAGAAGACCUAAGAUAACAUUUGAUGAUAUGCUUCACAAUGCUGAUUACUAUAUGCAAGAAGCCAAAAAACUCAAGCAUAAAGCAGAUGCCCUGCUGGAAAAAUUUGGCAAAGCAGUGAAUUAUGCUGACGCUGCUAUCUCUUUCAUCGAAUGUGGGAACGCUAUGGAGCGCGAUCCAUUAGAGGCGAAAUCUCCCUACACCAUGUAUUCAGAGACUGUGGAACUCAUCAGGUAUGCCAUGAGACUUAAGAAUUUCACUGGGUCUUCUGCCACAGAAGGAGACAAGAAACUUGCAGUUCUCUGCUACCGCUGCUUAUCCCUUCUCUAUCUGAGAAUGUUUAAACUAAAGAAAGACCAUGCAAUGAAGUACUCCAGAUCCUUGAUGGAAUAUUUUAAGAAUUCAUCCAAAGUUUCACAGGCCCCUUCUCCUUGGGGAGGCAAGAGCACAGAAACGCCAUCCCCAAUGUCUCUGAGCCCCUCGCCCAUCAGCAACCUUGGAAAUACCGCAAGCGCUGCAGGGUCCUCUUCGGUGGGGACUGUCUCCAUCCCCCAGCGUAUCCACCACAUGGCUGCCAGCCACGUCAACAUCACCAACAACGUCUUGCGGAGCUACGAACAUUGGGACAUGGCCGACAAAUUGACAAAAGAAAACAAAGAGUUCUUCAUAGACCUGGACUUGGCGAUGGGUCCAUUGACGCAACACAGCAGUAUGACCAACCUGGUCCGUUACAUUCGUCAAGGACUCCAUUGGCUUCGCACUGAAGCACACUUGUUGUAGUGAUGGCCAUCCUACCAGUCACAGCUCCAUCCCGUUACCUUCAUCGGCACACAGGUGAUCACCGAUGGAAAGCCACUUCCUCCUGGAACUGUAUUCAUAGAGUUUAAUUUUGUUGCAUUCUCUCUUCCUGUCUUAUACAAAACACAAAAUAUUCUAUCUGUCAGAAGUGGAAUUGCCAUAAAUGGAAAAUAUAGCUUCCAAGCAGGGUAUGUGUUCCUACUGUUGAAUCAGUGUGGAUUGUUUUCUUUGCCCUGGAUCUCCUAGAUCCUGCCAAUCUUGCCAUCUGUGACAUGCUUUGUACAGAAUGGUCACUCCCUGCAGUAUUGCACUUUGGCCAAGAUAUAUAUUUUGGGGGAAAGGCUUACAUUUUUGAGAGCCCCUUUCCAAAAGCUCUCACCCCUGCCAAUUAAUGCAGAGAAACUCAGUCUUUCCAACCCAACAUUGCCCUUCUGAUGCAAAUCAUCCUGUCCUCAGUUUAGUCCUGACUUGUUACUUGACAAGAGGUCAUUGUUACAAUUGCAGAAGUGUGGUUCUUUAACAACUGCAACUUCAAGCAUUUUCAUGCUGCUGUAGACACUGAUACACACAUACACAUGAACACAUUGAAAUACCCUGAAAUCACAAAAGACUUUGGGAGAUUUCUAUAGAGAUGCCAGUAAACUAUAAUGUUUUGUAAUUCUGUUUUGUUGACCUACAUUUUUGACAGAACAGCACAAUGCCCUUUUUAAAUCUAUUUCACCACCAUGGAAGUCUGCGUGCGUCUUUUAAAUGAAAAUGUAUCCAGUGGCCCAUGUUGUAGGACUCAUCCAGAUAUCUCUAAUCUGAGAAAUCAGGGAUGAGUUGGUUUUGUUAUUCUAAAUGUGUGGGGCAAUCUAUGUAUGUAGAUUCUACUAUGGCACAAUGAAACCUGAUUUAAUUGAACCAUUUGUGGGGAGACAAUGUCCGUUACUCUUGAAUGUCCACUAAAUGCAACAGUAAUUACCCUGGCAAUGUAUAUCGUGAUGGAAAUGAUGCCAGAUGUCAUUAUAUGAAUGAAGCUACAUCAUUACCCAAAUGAUGCAGAUUGACCCACAUUAUACUGUUUGCUUCAUUUGCAUAAUGAUGUCGUUAUUGCGCAAAGAUCCAUUGAAGCAGCAUCAGCUAGACUUCUGGGGAUGUGAUGGACUGGUCUGCUGUUUCAGAGGGAUGUCCAGAUGGGAAAUGUGGUUGUGCGCAUCCAGAGUCUGCUAAAUAGGAGUUGGUUAAAGCAAGGUUUCACUGUACCCAAUCGGUUCUCAUCUACGAUGGCUCCGUAUAAUCACUGUGUGUAAUGACUCCAUCCUUAAGGCAGCCUGGAGCGUGGUUUUCUUCAUUCCCUGCUGCAGGGCUUCUGGGAGGCGCUUUUUCCUUUCAAACAUGUCCUCCCUUAUGGGCUGCAGUGUGUGUGAUGCUCCACUCAGAUUGGUUUUAAUGAAGUCCUCUAGGCCCGAACAGGAGUCUAAUUUCCGCAGGAGGGCAAUAGCUUUAAUGGGACCACCAAGCUGUCCCAGAACAGGUAGGGGAGCUCUCAAAUUCUUCAGAACCCUUCAUCAAGCAAGACGUUGCAAAAACGCAGGGGAUGGAAAAGAAGCCAGGAAAUUCAAGAAUUAAGUUUCUUGUCCUCCUUCGGUUAACUUUCUGCAGAAAGAGAUUCUUUGGCUGACAGCGGCAGAUGGACAGCUGUGAGAUGCAGAGUUUUCCCAGCAGCGGAGGGUGAUAUAUAUUGAAUAAAUAAUAAAUAAUCAUCCUCUCUCCCCAACUACAGCCCAUCAGACUGGAUGCCACACAGCAAUUGAUAUCCCUAUCAGUGGCUUUUCAGCAGGAUUCACCAGUUGUUUGCCUCCACCUUUGUUUUCAAUGCUAAAACUAAAGCCUGGGAUAUAGGGAGGAAGACAUGAUUAAAAUCCCCUAAACAGCUGCAGGGUGUAUUUCUUUUAUCACAAAAAAGAAGUCAAAACACAAGGGAUAAGGGAACAAAGCCUUUAAGAUCAGAGUCAGCUUCCAUUACAGACUGCCUUGAAGUUCAAAAUAUUUUUUUUUCUGAAAACAAUAAAUAAGCCUUUGUAAGCCUUAUAGAGUUGUCUUAUAAUUUAAUUUAUAAGCCUUAUAAAUUUGGACCAGUGCCAUAUCAGUUUAGAACAGCUGCAGUCAUGUACAUGCUUACCUGUGAGUAAGCCUCCUUGAAUUCAGUAGAGCUUUAUUUUAUUUUAAGUAGACUCCCUUCCAUUAAUUUCUUUUCCUAAUUGGUUUUAAACUGGAGAUUGGCUAAUGUCGUUUCGAUUUUGGUUUUUUUGGCAAAGAGCACAGGUCCUCCACAACAGAAUUUGUACGAAGGAAUAAACUUAAGGAACCAACUUAAGGAAAAUCCUACUAAUGUUAACAGUUUAACUGUAAAUGUCAGGGGGGGUUGGGGGAAUAAACCACGAAAAAUAUCAAUCAUAUAACAAUGUAAAUACCAUUCUGUGUCAUCAUUUCUCCAGAAUAAUAUUCCAUUCGUAUUAGAUAAUUGAGAGGAGAAUCAUUUGUAACUACAUUCCGUUAUAUAAUCCUAUAAUUUCAGAAACUAACAUAUCAAUGGGUCACACCAUUGGGACAUCUGGGGGAAAAGGUUUUGUAUUCACGUGCCAAGAUUUUUAACAACUGAGUCCAAAUCCAGUUUUAAAGGUUAACUUGACGGUAGUCAACAAUUCACAUUAUUUUUUUAAAAAAAGAAAUCUAAAUCUUAAAACAUUUUAUUCCACACAAUACCACUGUAGUUCAAAAUUAGAAGGUAUCUCAAGCAACGUUGGGCUGGUCUUGCAGAGAUUAUCACCAGAACUUGAUUAUCUCAACUAGGUUAGGAAGAUUCUGCAUCCAAGGAUAGAUUCCCAUAGAGAGUUUUUCUGAAACUCAUGACUUGGGGUAUGAUGAGAAGGACAGAGAAUUCCAGCAGCUGCUGGUGCUUCCUUAACUGGCUUCAGUCUGGAGAUCUUCUUUGCUUGUGUGUCCCUAUGCUUCUGUAUUGGAGGCUGAACAUAUAGGGCAGGGUUCCUCAACCUCAGCAACU